UACAAAUGCAGGACACCGUGGCUGCGGCGUAGCUGCUAUCUAACCUAGCUUCCUGCACAGCUGAAAGGCAGCAUCAUCGCCGCUCCUCCCAAUAGGAAGGGCGCAUCCCGGAUAGCUAGCUGGCUAGCUGUACUCAGCACAACGAUGGCAGUUAACCUCAGCAAAAAUGGCAUUGCAUUAACAGCUGCAUUCAAGGAAGUGGUGGACGAAAAAUCCAGUACCAACUGGGCCUUGUUCACCUACGAGGGAAACAGUAAUGAUAUCCGCCUGGCAGAAAAGGGAGAUGGAGGACUGGAGGAGUUGGUUGAGGAGCUGAACAGCGGAAAAAUUAUGUAUGCUUUCUGCCGAGUCCAGGAUCCAAAUUCUGGCCUCCCUAAAUAUGUCCUCAUCAACUGGACUGGAGAAGGAGUAAAGGACGCCCGGAAAGGGCUGUGUGCAAAUCAUGUCAGCUCCAUGGCCAAUUUUCUAAGGGGGGCCCAUGUAACAAUAAACGCCAGGGCAGAGGAGGACGUGGAGCCUGAGGUGAUCAUGGAAAAGGUGGCCAAAGCUUCAGGAGCGAACUACAGCUUCCACAAAGAAGCUCCCAGCCGCUUCCAGGACAGCGGUCCUCAGGGUCCUGUGGGCUCCGUGUACCAGAAGACCAACGCCAUGUCUGAAAUUAAAAAGACCAACAAAGACAACUUCUGGGCUCAGGCAGAGAAAGAUGAGGAGAAACGGCGCAAGGAGGAGCGAACCAAAGUAGACGAGGAGCGCCAGCACCUGGAGAAAGAAAGGAAGGACCGGGAGGCCAAAGAGGCAUCGCAGAGGGAGAAAAGGGACAAGGAGAGGGCGUCUCAAAUCGACGAACAAAAGAAGUACCAGCAGAAGCAGGAUUCAACCAGUAAAGAGCAGGAGAAGCAACGCUGGGAGGAGCAGGAGAGCCAGGCAGCCCAGGCCAAAGCAAUCAAGAGGGGUGACUCUGUGGAAAAGGCCAACGAGGCGGCUUCUCUCAUCUCUCAGCGCGCUUCAAACCCAAGAGAGAUGUUCAAGCAGAGAGAGAGAGGAAUAACUCCCAGUGACUCUGACGUCCCCUCUGCUGCACCCGUCAGCCCCCAGCCAGGGCGUCUGCAAAGCCCUUUUCUGGCUAAGCCUGGGUAUGAAGCUGAGCGAGCCAACUCCCCUCAGCGCCAAGCUUCUCCUGUGCCAGCAGGCUCCGCAUCUCCUGUCCGUGCCACAGAGCCUGAUGUGGAUGACCAGUCCAGGUGUGAGUAUGAGGAGCAGGAGGAGGCCCCGCUGCCGCAAGAACAGUAUGAAGAGGAGGCACCGCCGGCCCACGUCCAGGAGGCACCGCCUGCCCCUUUCGAAGAGGCUCAUGAAGAACCUGCUCAGCCCGAGGUGGAGGAGAACAACUCCUACGAGGUGACUCCUGAAAAGACGCCAGAUGGGCCGCCAGAGAAAGGAACAUGUGCCAGAGCCCUGUAUGACUACCAGGCUGCUGACGACACAGAGAUCUCUUUCGAUCCCGACGAUAUCCUCACCGGCAUCGAGAUGAUCGACGAGGGCUGGUGGCGGGGCUACAGCCCGAACGGCCAUUUUGGAAUGUUCCCAGCCAAUUACGUGGAGCUUAUCUAGCCCCACCCCCCACUCAAUCCCUCCUCAGCAUCAUCACACUGGUAUGCCCCGGAGGACCUCUGCAGGAAAACAACACACUGCCCAGUCUGUCCUCCUCCCAGUGAGCUGAUCAGGCUGAACCGGAGCAUCGUGGACCAAUGAGACGUGCUCGUGGGCCAGAAGCUUUCCGAAUCUCUCCUCUUUUCAAGAAAAGCAAUUCCACUUAAAUUGUUGAUGUUGUGAGCAACUGAUGGCAUAGUUUAGGGAUUUGUGAAGACCAAUACUCCCUCCCUGCACCCCUCCCCUAAAUUACAUUUCCUUUCCUUUUAAAUGUGAUGCAGUACAUUAUCAACCUUUUGUUAAGUCUUAAAUUAAGUCGUUCACAUUCCUUACAAAGUGACUUUAGUUCCUUUUUCAGGUAUAAUUUUGUCUUGUAGCAAAUGGUCCUGUACAUUUCAGGACAAACAAAGAUGGCGGUACCAGCUGCAGUGUAAUCUUUUGCCUUGUUUUUGCCUUUCUUUACCAGCAGACUGAACUUUUCUUUUAUGUGAUUGAUCCUGUGUGAAUUUCAAACCAUGUUUUAGUACUGGUCUCACUGUGGUUGAAGUGAAUAUUUAAAAAUCGAACAAAAAAAUACCGAUGUUUGCUGUGCUCUGGAUGGAUUUAGUUGGGAAUGCAUUAAACGGUUCAGUUCCCUUUAACUGUGAGUGUAUAACGGUUGUUCCCAUUUCACAUCCGUCUUCAUCUGAACCAGAGUAUUUCAACAUAUGUUUAACGUUUCAGGGACAAGCUAAGGAGAAGAAAUCAUGUGUCACCAUUAUUUUACUUUGUUUAGAUCUCGCUGGUCUGAGGUUGAGUUAGAGUGCAUAACAGAUGAUGUUAUGGUGCCAUAAUGACGGGAAAUUUUAAUUGAAAAUGUGCAAGUUCACUGUUUUUAUCAUGGAACAAACAAGUGGCUCUUUUAAGCGUCGAGGAAAAAACAUGAAUUGAUAAUGAACAGAAAAGGGCAUCAUGUAUCCAUUAUUGUUUAAUCCAGAGUAUAUUGUAAUGCAAAGACAUUCUUCAUAAUAAAAUAAAUAAUUCAAACCA
Messenger RNA from Eleginops maclovinus (Patagonian blennie), 2679 nucleotides. RefSeq names its product drebrin-like b (gene dbnlb). Lineage: Eukaryota; Metazoa; Chordata; Actinopteri; Perciformes; Eleginopidae. Gene Ontology annotation, molecular function: actin filament binding. Gene Ontology annotation, cellular component: cortical actin cytoskeleton; postsynaptic membrane; site of polarized growth. Gene Ontology annotation, biological process: postsynaptic actin cytoskeleton organization; regulation of actin filament polymerization; positive regulation of axon extension. The transcript is spliced from 15 exons. The record is from RefSeq and is a predicted model, not a curated record. Bases 145 to 1611 code for a protein of 488 amino acids.